This is a messenger RNA of Pyrenophora tritici-repentis Pt-1C-BFP, 1933 nucleotides long. Its product is annotated as ATPase, RNase L inhibitor (RLI) protein. Gene Ontology annotation, biological process: translational initiation; ribosomal subunit export from nucleus; translational termination. NCBI's taxonomy places the organism in Eukaryota, Fungi, Ascomycota, Dothideomycetes, Pleosporales, Pleosporaceae. The record is from RefSeq and is a predicted model, not a curated record. Gene Ontology annotation, molecular function: iron ion binding; ATP binding; ribosomal small subunit binding.
AUGCCCCGUCCGGGCCAGGUUUUGGGACUAGUCGGUACAAACGGUAUCGGAAAGAGCACAGCGCUGAAGAUCUUGAGUGGCAAGCUCAAACCCAACUUGGGUCGGUAUGAUAACCCCCCUGACUGGGAGGAGAUUCUCAAAUACUUCCGUGGUUCGGAACUCCAGAACUACUUCACCAAGGUCUUGGAAGACAACCUCAAGGCUGUAGUCAAACCCCAGUAUGUCGACCAGAUCCCCAAGGCCAUCAAGUCCGCCGAACGCACCGUCGGCAAGCUCAUCCAAGCCCGCUCGCAGAUGGAGAACCUUGACGAAAUGAUUGAUGACCUUGAGUUGCGACACAUCUUUGACCGUGAUGUCGGACAACUUUCUGGUGGAGAGCUGCAGCGUUUCGCCAUCGCCCUCGUCUGCGUUCAGCAAGCCGAUGUAUACAUGUUCGACGAGCCGUCGUCUUUCUUGGAUGUCAAGCAGCGUCUUGCCGCUGCCCGAAAGAUUCGUAGUCUUCUCCGCCCCAACGACUACGUUAUCGUUGUCGAGCACGACUUGUCCGUCCUUGAUUAUCUCUCCGACUUCAUCUGCGUCCUUUACGGUAAGCCAGCUGUUUACGGUGUAGUCACCCUCCCGGCAUCAGUCCGUGAAGGUAUCAACAUCUUUUUGGAUGGAAACAUUCCCACUGAGAACUUGCGCUUCCGUGAAGAAUCGCUUCAGUUCCGCAUUGCCGAGGCCGGUGACGAAUACAUGGUUGACCACAACCGCGGCUACCAGUACCCUGCCAUGGAAAAGACUCUAGGAGGCUUCCACCUGAGCAUCGAAUCUGGCGCCUUCACCGACUCUGAGAUUAUUGUCAUGAUGGGUGAGAACGGCACUGGAAAGACUACUUUCUGUAAGAUGCUUGCCGGCGCUCUGCAGCCUGAUGGCGACACCAAGGUCCCCAAGAUGAGCAUCAGCAUGAAGCCGCAGACUAUCACACCCAAGUUUCAGGGAACGGUCCGUCAACUUUUCUUCAAGAAGAUCAAGGCAGCUUUCCUCAGCCCCCAGUUCCAAACCGACGUCUACAAGCCCCUCAAGAUGGACGACUUCAUUGACCAGGAAGUGCAAAACCUGUCUGGUGGCGAGUUGCAGCGUGUCGCCAUUGUCUUGGCCCUUGGUAUGCCAGCCGAAAUCUAUCUUAUCGACGAGCCAAGUGCCUACCUCGACUCCGAGCAGCGUAUUGUUGCAUCUCGUGUCAUCAAGCGCUUCAUCAUGCACUCCAAGAAGACUGCUUUCGUCGUCGAGCACGAUUUCAUCAUGGCCACCUACCUCGCUGACCGUGUCAUUGUCUUUGACGGCCAACCUGCUGUCAAUGCCCGCGCCAAUAAGCCCGAGUCCCUCCUUACUGGUUGCAACAGUUUCUUGAAGAACUUGGAUGUCACCUUCCGUCGUGACCCCAAUUCGUUCCGUCCUCGUAUCAACAAGGACAAGUCGCAACUUGACCAGGAACAGAAGUUGAGUGGUAACUACUUCUUCCUGGAAGAUGAUAGUUGAAGAGGUUUUCGACAAUCAGAACAUGCCUCUCUCCCAGCGCCGCCCACACGGGCACGUGAAGACCGGGGUGACGAAGAAGGGCAAUAAGAAGCGUGGAUUGAGGGCACGCGCCGUGAGUCUCUUGGAGGAUGACGAGAGCUCUGAAGAUGAAGACGAUCAGGACGAGUGGUAUUUGGCAGCGGUCUACCUCCUGCGCCGACCAGUUACUUUCCGCUUUGGUAGACAAGACAGGAAGUAACUGUCAGCCCGGGUCAAGCUAGGUGGCCGCUGUUGGGGUUGGAAGGAGCGAAAAUGCAGCACGUGUAUUGAUUGACAUGAGAUGCGGAGUUUGAGCAAGGAAGAUACUUGCUUCAAGCUGCUUGACUAAGGUAGCUAGAAAACACUUAACAAUGUGACAUGCAAUUUCUCCCAA